Rhineura floridana is the source of this 4469-nucleotide messenger RNA. Its product is annotated as scavenger receptor class F member 1-like. The record is from RefSeq and is a predicted model, not a curated record. Lineage: Eukaryota; Metazoa; Chordata; Lepidosauria; Squamata; Rhineuridae. Gene Ontology annotation, molecular function: scavenger receptor activity; protein dimerization activity. The transcript has 19 exons. The coding region runs from base 98 to 4045 and encodes 1315 amino acids.
GGUGCCCGCGAGGCGAGCGCAGGCGCCCUUCACAGGCGCCCGGGCCGAGGAAGGGCGCGCGGCGACCUCGACUCUUGUGGCGUCGCGCGGAGGCGCCAUGGACGCCCCGCCGGAGCGGAGGGCGCCUCUGCCGACCUCGGAGCAGGUGUACCGGCUGGCGGGGGCGCUGGGCUCGGAGCUGCAGCGGCUGUCGGGCCUCUUCGGGCCGAGUGCCGUGGCCGGGCUGGUGCCGGAGGUGGUGCGUCUCCUCGAGCUGCUCGAAGCCCUCGCCGCGGCCGGAGAGGGAGGCGUCGGCGGGCCGGAUCCGGCCGAGGGGCUGUGCCGCGCCGGGCAGCUGCAGGAGGGGCCCUCUGCGGGGGAGCCCUUUCCGGGCCCGACGCGAGACUUUGUUCAGGCUCUGGAGCUGCAGCUUGCUGAGGCCCGGCAGAGAGAGCGCCUCCUACAGAGUGGCCUGGCCCAGGCCGAAGAGGAGAACCAGCGGCUCUUGGCCCAGUUGGCAGGCAGCCAGUCCCAGGAAGACAGCGCCUUGCGCAAAGAGAGGGACGUGAUGUUGCGCCUCAAGGAGGUGGUGGACAGGCAGCGGGACAAGCUGCGUGCCCAGGCCCACGAGAUCCUCUGCAAGGCCCGGGACACUGAGGCGCUGCAAGAGCAGCUCAACCGCUUCAUGUCCAUGAAUGAGGAGCUCCGCCAUAAGUUGGCCGUCGUGCAGGCACAGCUCAGGAGUGCCCUGGAGAAGAAGGGAGACCUGGAGAAUGCACUACUGGAGACUCGCCAGGAAGCAGAGAGGCUGAGCAAGGCUGGGGCGGCAGCAAAGCCCUUGAGGACUAGCACCACGGACGAAGAGGUGACUGCAGCAGCGGCACCACCUGGGGAGGGGCUUCCUGGCAGGGGCCAGCGGGACAGCUCCUUCUCCAAGGAAGAGUUGCAGCAGGUCCUACAGGAGCGCAACGAGCUCAAGACCAGCCUGUUCUUGGUGCAAGAGGAGUUGGCCUAUUACCAGCGGGAACUGCUCAGCGACGAGCGGAUCCCCAGCCUCCUCCUGGAAGCCGUGAAAUCCACCAUCAAGAAGCAGCGCAAGAAGAUCUGGGCCAAGAUGCUGGGCACGGCGGAGGAGCCAAUGAGCAGUGAUGAAGAGGAGGAAGGCGUGUGGCUGACUUCCCCUGCUGGCUCUGACUGCCUUGACGGCCGCCUUCCUGAGUCUAAAAUCAAGAGCCUUUUUAGCCUGUGGUAUCGCCGAAGCAGCAAAAGCAGCUCACCCGAAGCCUGGGAGAUAGUUGGCCCCCAAGAUGUGGGCCCUGAGGAGCAGGAGGAGGAGACGAGAGCUUCCUGCAGUUCCAGCCCUUCAGAUGGGCCCUCUCACUUUCCCUGCUCCCAGUUUGCUUCCUCAGGAAAAACCAAGGAGGAAAUGGGAGGGAGAGCAGCAGCUCCGGAAGGAGGCCUACAACAGUGCCGUGGCUGCAGCAGCCCGGGCAACGAGUUUUUGCCGGGAAUCCCUACAAGGAGGAUGGCGCGUUGGCCUCUGCUGCUUUUCUGCCUGCAGUUCCUGGGCCCAGGGAUUGGGAGCUGCAGCUCUGACCUGGACCCCAGCGGGAGGCACGUCUGCACAUCAGACAGUCACCCCCCAGUCCUCACCUGCUGCCCAGGAUGGAAACAAGAGGGCCGGGAAUGCCCAGCUGCACUGUGCACAGGAGCAGAUGCCUGCCGGGAGGGUGAAGUGUGCAUUCGCCCUGGUGUCUGCCGCUGUAGGCCUGGAUUCUUUGGGGCCGACUGUAUUGCACGCUGCCCUGAUCAUUACUGGGGUCCAGACUGCAAAGAGAGCUGCCUCUGCUAUCCCAACGGGAAGUGCGAUCCAGUCAGCGGAGAGUGCAGCUGCCACCCUGGGCGAUGGGGCCCGCUCUGCCAGUUUGCGUGCCUGUGUGGCCCCAGGAGCCACUGCGACCCCCUCACUGGGGCCUGCCAGUGUGAGCCUGGCUGGUGGGCACCUGACUGCAGGAGGCCAUGCUCCUGCAACCUGUCUGGCUCCCGCUGCGACCCUGUGACCGGCCGCUGCCUCUGCAGACAAGGCUGGUGGGGCAAGAGGUGCACCUCGUCCUGCCUCUGCAACGGCUCGCCCUGCGCCCAGGAGACUGGCCGGUGCGAGUGCAGGGAGGGGCUGUGGGGUGUGGCCUGCCAGUCCAAGUGCCAGUGCCUGCAUGGCACCUGCGCCCCCCAAGACGGCCAGUGCACCUGUGACGCCGGCUACCAGGGCCAGAGCUGCAGGGACCCCUGCCCUCCUCGGACCUACGGACUUCGCUGUGCACACAGCUGUGGCCACUGCAAGCACCAAGAGCCUUGCUCUCCAGUGACUGGCUCCUGCCUGGCCUGUGAGCCCGGCUGGAACGGGACCCACUGCAAGCAGCUAUGCCCACCAGGGCGCCAUGGGGAGAACUGCACCCAGAUCUGUCCCCGCUGCCGACGAGGGGAGACUUGCCACCCAGAGACAGGGAAAUGCCGGAACUGCGAAGCAGGACUCACAGGUGCCAGGUGUGAGCUCUCGUGCCCCACUGGCCUCUUUGGGGAGGGGUGCCAGUUCACCUGUCCAGACUGCGUCAAUGGGAGCUGUGAUCCGGUGUCUGGGGCGUGCGUGUGCCAGGCUGGGUUCUGGGGUACCAGCUGCAACCAGACCUGCCCUGCAGGGUUUCACGGCCUCAACUGCUCAGAGCCCUGCCAAUGCGUGGGGGGCACGUGCCACCCCAUCUCCGGGGACUGCCAGGGGAGAGGGCAGAACCAGGCAGCCCUCUUAGCAGGCAUCCUGACCCCUUUGAUCCUCCUCUUCCUCAUCCUCCUGUGCAUGUGCUGCUGCUGCUGCAGACCAGCCCCAAUGGAUACCAGGGCAGUGGCUGCGGAGGGGGACCCCAUCUCCCGGGUGAAGCACCACGUGCUGGGAGCCCUGGCCAGCGCCAGCCCUGCCUUGCCCUGCUUCUCUCUGGGGGGCUACAAGCUUCCGCGUGUGACAGUUUCCCACCACGAUGCAGAGCUUCCCUUCAACCCCAGCUUUAUUGAACCCCUGUCCGCUGCCUGGCCAUCCGACAGCUCUUUCUCCUCUUCCUUCGACACAGAUGACGAGGAGGGGGGGGCAGCUUCCCCCCUCCCUGCCAGCAAAGCGCCAGAUGCUGAGCUCGCGGCUGGGUUCCCCCCUGGGGCACUGGCCUUGAACUCGGAGCCCUUUGCCAUCCCUCGCACCUCCAGCAUCGCCAAGGCCAAGCAGCCCUCCGUGUCCUUUGCAGAAGGAACCCGGUUCAGCUCUCAGAGUCCCAGGGGCUCCAUGGAGACCCUCGACCCCACACGGAAGCCGAAGGCCCCCUGGGGCUCAGCCCAAGUCUCCUCCCCACAGUGUCCCCAAACAGACCAAGCUGGUGCUGCACAGGAUGGUGAUUCACCAGGGAGCUGUUACGAGAAUGUGGAGGCCCUUUGCAGGGAAGACGGGAGCCACAAGCCUUCCACGCAGAAGAGCACCCCUGGUGGUCAUGGCAGGAAACGGAUGGCCAGCUCCCGGCACGUGGCCCAGAGAGUGGAAGCCCUGGAGGCCGCCUCGAGGGCUCAGGGGAAAGACCUGAGUGUCACCACCAUUUAUGUAACGGUGGGCAAAGCGGGCAGCGAGGGGCCGGUGCAAGCCGUCCUGCAGCGGCUGGGGAGCCUGCAGAGGGCCAAGCAGCUAUCUGGGAAAGAGUCGCUGCGGGCAAGAAGCAGCCCUCAGGGCAUCCAGAAGCCACCAUGGAGGGCACUGGGCUCUGAGAGGGACACCGCUGUGAAGCUGAUGCCCCAAGACAAGGCUGGCCUUGAGGCUUCCAUGCCUUGCACUGAAACCAGUGCUGCAGAGGAGGCAGAGGCCCAGGGCAUUCUGGGAGGGCCAGCAGUUCCCACCGGAGAGCACGGCAGCCUUGAGUCACCCCAGAGCCACAACCAGCCAGAGAUGUUGACUGGAGGGGCUGCCUUAGAGGAGAAUGCAAAGGAAGAGCUGGAGCCAAAGUAUGAGAAUGUCUCUGGCUGGUCCAGCUCUCCGUAAAUACCAGGUGCCCCCCCAUGCCCAAUACAAGCAUACUCCCUUCCCAAGAAACUUUAGGGAAGCUGCGGAGGAGAGGUCGCCACGGAAGAUCCCUGCAGGAAGGAGGCCAUCAUGUCCACGAGGAGGGCUGCUUUCCUCAGGGGGGGCUCCCACCUUUAUGGAGUGAUCCCCCUCCUGGAGGCGCAGCAGAAAAAGGUUAAAAGCACACCUGAUUAUUAGUCAGGCAUUGAUUCUCAGGCUGUCGAUUUUUAAGUACUGUACUGGCUUUUAAUGAACCUCUGCAUAUUUUUGUGUAUAUUUUAAUUUGUAUGGUUUUAUUGUUUUGUAAUGACUUGUCAUGUGGUUUUAUUUCAUUGAACUACUUUUUGGGGGGGUAAAUUGCCUUGUAAUCAUUUUGGUGAAAGGCUGAUUUAAAAUAAAUGUA